Equus caballus (horse) is the source of this 2643-nucleotide messenger RNA. RefSeq names its product TIR domain containing adaptor molecule 1 (gene TICAM1). Gene Ontology annotation, molecular function: protein kinase binding. Gene Ontology annotation, biological process: positive regulation of canonical NF-kappaB signal transduction; positive regulation of natural killer cell activation; positive regulation of myeloid dendritic cell cytokine production. The record is from RefSeq and is a predicted model, not a curated record. Lineage: Eukaryota; Metazoa; Chordata; Mammalia; Perissodactyla; Equidae.
CGCCCCGGGACGGAAGGGGCGGGCGGCGCCGGGGGAGGAGCUGCGCCCGUGCGCCCCGCGCUGCGCCCCAGCCCCGCGACUGCAGCGCCGCGGCCGCCCCGGAGCCCGAUCUGCUCCAGUGGCCCCGGGACCUGUCCGGUGAGCGGGGAGGAGGCGCCAGGCGUACAAGGCGGCGGGCCGCGUGGAACAUGCCUCCCCCAGCGGGGGCUUCUCCCGCCCGAGGCCGCCACCCCCCGCGCCCAUGGCCGCCGGCCCGGGCCCGUCGCUCUCCGGCGCCUUUGAGCUGCUCGGCGCUGCGGGCCACGACAAGCUCCUGUAUCUGAAGCACAAGCUGAAGAGCCCACGGCCGGGCUGCCGGGGCGCCGAGCUCCUGCACGCCAUGGUGCUGCUGAAGCUGGGCCAGGAGACCGAGGCCAGGAUCUCCCUGGAGGCCUUGAAGGCCGACGCGGUGGCCCGGCUGGUGGCCCGCCGGUGGGCCGGCAUGGCCGGCGCCGAGGACCUGGAGGAGCCCCCGGACUUGUCCUGGGCCGUCGCCCGGCUGUACCACCUGCUCAGCGAGGAGAAGCUGUGCCCGGAGCCUCUGCGGGAUGUUGCCUACCUGGCAGCCCUCCGUGCUUUCAGCUCCAGAGAUGACCACCGGCUCGGGGAGCUCCAGGACGAGGCCCGGGACCGGUGUGGGUGGGACAUCGUUGAGGACCCCGUGGACUUCGGGCCUCUGCACUCCGAUAUGGGCUGCCUCCCGCCGGCCUCGGCGUCGCCCUCCGGGACCCGCAGCCUCCCGCAGCCCAUCGAGGACCUGUCGGCCUGGAGCCGAGGGUGUCCCCUGAGGUCGGGCGGCAGCCCGGUGUCCCUGGCCAGCGCCUUGGAAAUCAGCCAGUCGCCCACCAUGCGCAUCCUCAGCCUGCAGCACGGUCCCCACGGGCCCAGCAGGCUGUGUGACGAGCCCCGGGCCAGCGUGGCACCUGAGCCCGCUCCCACGGGCUGCCAGGAGCCCGAGGAGAUGAGCUGGCCCCCGUCGGGGGAGCCCGCCAGCCCCCCGGUGCUGCCAAGCCACCCAGCCCUGCGGCUUCCUGAGGACACCCCGGAUGUGCCUGCUGGCCUGGCCGACACCCCGAAAGCUCCAGAAACCGGCACCCAUUACCCGGUGGAGUGCACGGAAGUGUCGGCGGCACCCCCGUCUCUCGCCUCGCCCUCCAGGCCCGUCAGGGACCCGACGCCACCCCAGCUUCCUGCAGAAGACGCCGCUCGGCUACCCCCCAAGCCGUGCCCACCGACUCCCUCGGCCCCCACCACGUCCCCCUCCUUCCCUCCUCCAUCCACCCCUCCUUCCGCUCGCCCAGCCCCCUCCAACCCGGGUCCCGCCUCUCCGGAGGCCCAGCCGUCGGAGCAGAAGUUCUAUAACUUCGUGGUCCUGCACGCGGGGGCCGACGAGCCCAUCGCCCUGCGCGUCCGCGAGAGGCUGGAGGCCCUGGGCGUGCCCGACGGGGCCACCUUCUGCGAGGACUUCCAGGUGCCGGGGCGCGGGGCGCUGCGCUGCCUGCAGGACGCCAUCGACCACUCGGCCUUCACCAUCCUGCUGCUCACCGCCAACUUCGACUGUCGCAUGAGCCUGCACCAGGUCAGCCAGGCGCUCAUGAGCAGCCUCACGCGGCACGGCUGGCAGGACUGCGUGGUCCCCUUCUUGCCGCUGGAGAGCUCCCAGGCCCAGCUGAGCCCCGACACCGCCAGCCUGCUCUCCGGCCUGGUGUGGCUGGACGAGCACUCCCGGAUCUUCCCCAGGAAGGUGGCCAGCACCUUUAAGCUCCAGCAGCUGCGGGCCCGCAGAGCCAACUGGAGGAGGGAACAGGACGCCCGGGCCCUGCGGGCGCAGAGCCAGCAGCUAGACGGGGAGCGGCUGCAGCUGGCGGCCUUGAAUGCCGCCUACUCCACGUACUUCCAGAGCUGCUUGUCCUGGCAGGCGCAGAUGGAGAAGCUGCAGGCAGCUUUUGGGAGCCACAUGUCACUGGGGACUCAGGGGCCUUCUGGGGGCCAGGUGCCCGGGGGAGCCCAGCCUUUCCCAGCCUUUCCCACCUGGCCCGGCCAUCAGCCGCCUCCGCGGCUGGCGGGCACCCCUCCACCACCCUUCGCGCAGCCCCCUGCCUUCCCGCAGCCCCCCACCAUCAUGCAGCCCCCCAACUUCCCGCAGCCCCCCACCAUCAUGCAGCCCCCCGCCUUCCCCCAGCCCCCCGCCUUCCCGCAGCCCCCACCUGUGCCCCCCCAGAGCCCGGGGCUGCAGCCUCUCAUCAUCCACCACGCGCAGAUGGUGCAGCUGGGGCUCAACAACCACAUGUGGAGCCAGAGGGGGACCCAGGCGCCCGAGGACAACACUCAGCAGGGGGAGUGACCAAGUGACUGGGGCCUGAUGACCUCGGGCCCCCUGGGGCUGGACCUCAGAGGCCCUCUCCUCCCUUUCCGGGGGCGCAGUGCAACAUGGGGUCGUCCGCCGCUUCCAGGACGUUGGCGGGAAGACCUCCAUCUCUCAGGACAGAGUGCAAUGACCCCGAUGACUUGCUGGGGGGCCCAGAUCCUCUCUCCCUGGAUGGGGGGAGGGGCUGGGGGAUAGGGUGACGGUGUUUUAAUUAUAAUAAAUAUUUAUUGACUGCU